UCGCCAAACGGAGUCGAGACGUUUAACUCUUUUCUGUUCAACAGGAUGUCAGGAUCGUCCAGUCCAGAACCUCCUAUUAUGCCAAUCUGAGAGAGAGAGAGAAAAAAAGCACUGAUUGAUUGAUCGAAAGAUGUGGUUCUUUAGAGAAGAGCUUGUUGAGCAUCAGCGGGUCUCAUUGAGCAUUUGCAGCUAAGUGAGACGCCGAACAAAAGUUCUGCGGCAGGUUGUGAGUUGUCCUAUAAUGCCGACGAAGGCCUUGAAAUGCUGUGUCAACUUGAAGAUAAAAUCAAUUUCUUGUCCCGGCGUGUGGUUUCGCAGAAAGCACGAGCUGCAGCUUAACAUCGUUCUAUUUGAUUCGUUCGGAAGAACAAAAUUGCUUCCUGCUUCGUUUCCUCUUACAGUGUAUGAGGAAUUCAUAUUUCAAAAGGCAUCAACAUAUUGCACAGACCUGACGCAGAUGGCAGCUUUCCUGGAAGAAGAGAGCAUCUACAUAGAACUCGUGCAAAGAAAACAGUCUUCCGAGACUGUCUUGGCCUCCGUCUGCACUGAUGCUAGAAAUUUCCUGUAUCCGUCCCCGACGCUCAGUCGGUCGUACAGUGGGCCCAACAGGGAACUUCUUAUGGAGACAACCCGCAACUUUCCUGGCAUGAUAUCCCCAAAAUUAUGCUUCGCUACGUCAACCAUGAUAACAGAGUCUGAUCGGGAAGCCCAGAGACCUCCGUCGCUGCCAAGACAUAUUUUAGUUGAUUCAAAAAUGUUGUCAUCUGCCUCCAGUAGUGCAGCUUCAAAGGCAUGUCCCCACCACAAAGAACACGUUUGUACAGUGUGUAACUUAUACAAGAAGCAUUUUGGAUCCCUGUAUGGAGGUCAUAACCACAUACCAUUUUCGGGUCACACACGUUGGUUCAGUGCCCAAACUCGAACCCCGGACAGUGGAGAGUCCCAGCUUUCAUCCUCAUAAAGACGUCACAAAGCCAUGGUGUUUCUGUGUAUUUCACAAGGUGUCGCAUCUCUGACGCUCCGACCAGCUUGACCAGCCAUUUGUUGCAUUUACACUGUGUGUGUUUUGUCAGUGCGUGUAAAAAUUGGCACACAGUUGUUUUUAACGCAGGAUUCUUACAAUAAACUAACAUGUUCUA
This is a messenger RNA of Ornithodoros turicata, 1139 nucleotides long. Its product is annotated as spermatogenesis-associated protein 6-like. NCBI's taxonomy places the organism in Eukaryota, Metazoa, Arthropoda, Arachnida, Ixodida, Argasidae. Gene Ontology annotation, molecular function: myosin light chain binding. The transcript is spliced from 9 exons. Bases 242 to 961 code for a protein of 239 amino acids. The record is from RefSeq and is a predicted model, not a curated record. Gene Ontology annotation, biological process: spermatogenesis.